Hemibagrus wyckioides is the source of this 3369-nucleotide messenger RNA. RefSeq names its product BarH-like homeobox 1b (gene barhl1b). The record is from RefSeq and is a predicted model, not a curated record. Gene Ontology annotation, molecular function: DNA-binding transcription factor activity, RNA polymerase II-specific; DNA binding. The transcript is spliced from 3 exons. Bases 792 to 1829 code for a protein of 345 amino acids. Gene Ontology annotation, biological process: regulation of DNA-templated transcription. NCBI's taxonomy places the organism in Eukaryota, Metazoa, Chordata, Actinopteri, Siluriformes, Bagridae.
UUUUCCAACAACUUUAUUUUAAAAGGCUUUUUUUCCACCGUCGUGCGUGUGCUCCUUCCCUGUUCGAUGAGUCUAUUUAACCUGCGCUCAUUUCGCCAACUGCAUCCCUUUUUUUUCUCUCUCCCUCUCUCUCUCUCUCUCUCUCUCAACCCUACAACGAUUUUGCAUCGUCCGGUUUUAUCAGUUUGAGCAGCGAGGAUCGCCACAGCAACUUCCUCUUUAGGGUCCUGGUGAAAAUUUUUCAGCAAUAUAUUCACCUCGUGUCUGUCUCUUUGAUCGCAGCUCGGGGUUUGUGCUCCUGUCCGUGGUGCUGAAACAGCUUCCGCUCAGCUUUUACACUACAGCACUGUAUUAUACAGUUACACUUUACUGUAGCCUUAGCGCAGUGGUGUGUAUUACCGCAGGGGUUCUUCAAAAUGAUUUAUUUCAAAAUGAUCUUACAAACAAUUUGAAGUCACCAUCGGCGAGUAUUUUUUAAAGUUCUAACAGGAUUCAGAAUACAAAUUGCUACAUAUAUAGGUUUUGUUUAUUUUGUAUCAUCGUGGUUUUAAAGAGAGAGAGAGAGGCAGUGAAGAGAGAAAGAGAAAAAGGGGAACUGGAGAUUUCUUCCAACUUCAAACGUCCUGAAGAAAGAAGAAACUUUCUCAGACAUUGGAUGAAUAUCUCCUAAGCUCUGUUGGAUGUUCCUACUGGAUAGGCUGUGAUUGUCGUAUUUUUGUGAGUCGAACUUGGCCGAACCCAAAUGAGAGUUUGAAAGCUCUGGCCCGGGAGGAAGCGCUCUUUUUUCCCCGAUGGAGGCGUCCACCCACGGCUCGUGCUCCGGCUCCGGCUUUGGCAUCGACUCUCUGCUGUCCCACAGACCCGGAAGCCCGGUGGUGGUCGUCGCCAAGGGUAACGGCGGCUUGGAGGGAGAAUGCCGGUCUCCGCCGGAGUUUAGCGCCGCGUCGGAUGCGGAGAGCGUGUGCUCAAGCCCACCGUCACCGAGGCGCGAGGAGCACGAGGAAGACGAAGAGCGCGAGGCGCACGAGCAGAGGCGAGGCCGCGCGCUCGCGCUGACGUCCCACACGCACCACGGCCCGGUGUCCGCCGCUCCCCAGCCGCGCACCGUCACCUCCUCCUUCCUGAUCAGAGACAUCCUGGCCGACUGCAAGCCGCUCGCCGCGUGCGCGCCGUAUUCUAGCAACGGGCAACCGACGCACGAGGCGAGCAGGUUAGCGUCUAAAGUGGCGGACGAGUUCAUCGAGAAAAUCCACAGCAACUCGUCCUCAGACGGAGAAUACAACAAAGUGAAAGAAGAAGGAGACAGAGAGAUUUCCAGCAGCAGAGAUAGCCCCCAGGUGCGACUGAAGAAGCCGCGGAAAGCGCGCACGGCCUUCACCGAUCACCAGCUCGCGCAGCUCGAGCGCAGCUUUGAGCGCCAGAAGUACCUGAGCGUGCAGGACCGCAUGGAGCUCGCGGCCUCUCUCAACCUCACCGACACGCAGGUGAAGACCUGGUACCAAAACAGGAGGACAAAGUGGAAGAGGCAGACUGCGGUGGGACUGGAACUCUUAGCGGAAGCCGGGAAUUACUCGGCCCUACAGAGAAUGUUUCCAUCGCCGUAUUUCUACCCGCAAGGUCUUGUGUCGGGUCUGGACCCCGGAGCUGCCGCGCUGUCCUACCUGUGCCGGGGCGCCGGAGCUCCUCCCCCCGCUGCUCCUGCGGGUCUUCAGCGGCCACCGCUCGUACCGCGGAUUCUCCUGCACGGGCUGCAGGGCGGACACGAGCCUCCGCCGCCUCUCCCCCCGCUGCCCGGGGUGGUACUGCCCAGACCCACCCCACCUCGAUGAACUUUCCCGACUCGGACUUUCCUUUUAAGACCAUAGACUGGAACUUGGUCUAUACUUAUUAAAACAUACACACACACACACACACACACACACCUGGCAGCUCUGGACUUCAACUUUACUGUUGACUAAAGGAUCGAGAAUAUAUAUUAUAUCAUAAAGCCAAUAUAUAUGCUUCUUAAAUGAAGAAGCAAACUCUAAGUUGAUGAUAUUGUUACCGCUAUUAGUCAUAAUUUAUGUAAUUAUUUAUGCCCCUUUUUUGUAUUUAACUUAUAUAUUUAUAUAGGAUUAUUGUUUGUUAUCAUUUAUGUUCAGAAAAAAAUGUUUCAGAAAUGUUUCUAAAGGACGCAAUAACAACAAAAAAAAGAACACACCACAUGAUGGGCUAUUAUUAUUAUUAUUAUUAUUAUUAUUAUUAUUAUUAUUAUUAUUAUUAUCAUUAUUAUUGGCAGUGAUAGAUAUAGUUUUAAUUAUAGUAAUAGCCCCCGUGUAAAAUAAAAUAAAAAAAAGCUCUUGAUAUUAUCGAGAUAAAAAAAAAAACACUACAGACGAAAUGCAGUUUUCAUUUCAUUCUUUUUUUCUUUCAGCUGUAAAAAAUUAAAAUUAAACUUAUAAGAUUCGUGUAAAUAGGAUUAUUUGGGUCAACAGCAAAUCUAGGUUUUCAUAUAGGUUUUUAAUUUAUUUAUUCCUUUUUAAGUCCUCUUCCAGGCGAAGAUGAUCAAGGACACGUUCAUAAAAAUGACAACGCCUUCAUGUAAUAAUUCUCAUGGAUUAUAGCAGAAUCAAAGAAUAUACAAAUGAGUAAAAGCAACACUCGUUUUCUGUUCCCCCCCCAGCGGCUUAAUAUAAAGACAGAAUGUACUGAAGUGUAUGGAAAGGAUGAAAUCAGGUGUGAAGAUCAUUUGUGCUCAGAGACCUUUCAGCUAUAUGAAUACAAAGUCUAUUUCAGAAAUAAUAUUUUGCCCUGAAAUGGGAGUAACUCUGAAUUGCUGCCAUUUUUAAAGAUUAGGGUUGCCAGAUUGUAAUCACUGUUUAUAUCCCACUCUUUUAACUCGUCCCAAUUCAUUAUCCUAUAAAUCAAAUCAAUGUACUCACCAAAUGGGACUAAAUGAUCUCGUCCAGGUUUCCAGCCCAAAGAAAUGGGAAAAUACCAUACACUGAGUGGAAUAGAUUCAUCUGGCAACCCUGCGUAAAACCUGUUUGGGAUUAAAGAAUAUUCGUGACACGUAGAAGCCCCACAAAAUGUCACGUUGCUUACCAGUUUUGAUGAAUGUCACGUUAAAUAAUAGGCUGCGUAUUUUUAUUUUUUAUUUUUUUCAUUUAAUUCAAUUUUAUAUUUUUUUUUUCCUGACAGUUUUAACCCUAACCUUAUGUGUUAGAGCAGAUAUUGUGCAUUAAUUCUGUAUAGAGCCGUUGUUAUUCUUUCUUUGGUGAAGGUGUAUAUUGAGAAUAUUGAUUUGUGCAGUGAUUCUUGUCUUUAGCCCUCCUCCUUUGUGCUUAUAGUGGUAUGAACUUUUGAGGUUAAAAAAAAAAAAACUCAUAU